Salvelinus fontinalis (brook trout) is the source of this 2639-nucleotide messenger RNA. Its product is annotated as NLR family CARD domain-containing protein 3-like. The record is from RefSeq and is a predicted model, not a curated record. The coding region runs from base 231 to 2426 and encodes 731 amino acids. The transcript is spliced from 4 exons. Lineage: Eukaryota; Metazoa; Chordata; Actinopteri; Salmoniformes; Salmonidae.
UAGGAUAGGAUAAAGCAAUCCUUCUGACCCCCCCCCCCCUCUUAAAAUAUUUAGAUGCACUAUUGUAAAGUGGCUGUUCCACUGGAUGUCAUAAGGUGAAUGCACCAAUUUGUAAGUCGCUCUGGAUAAGAGCGUCUGCUAAAUGACUUAAAUGUAAAUGUAAAUGUAAUACAACAAUAUGUUUUCAUGAGUUCACUCAUGUUCCAUAGAUUGAGACUUGAGAGAAAGAGAUGGGGAGCAAUUGCUCCAAAGGGAGGAGAGAAGAUAGGGACACAACCGCUUUCUCCAAAAAUAAAAGUUUGUCUUGGAGAAGAAAAAAGGGGAACACUGAAGGGAGGAUCUCAGAGGACAACAGUCUCAUCGGUGGAGAAACGACCUGUCAACAAAGUCUUCCUAGCCAACAAUCCCCGUUCUCCCCAGCAUACAAUCCCCAGUUUUCCCUCACAGCUGAGGGUGGAAGCAAUCUAUGUGCCCCAGUGAUCAACAAUAAUGAAGUAGGAGGUAGCAUCAACAUCACUCAGAACAUCACUCAGAACAUCAUUCAGAACAACGAUGACUCCUCCCAGGUUGCACAAUGCAGUGACACACAAAAAAAACUCAUACAGAGAGUUAAAGAGGAACAUAAAGCCAGUCUGAAGAAUAAGUUUAAGUUUGUGUUUGAAGGCACUGAAGAGGAAGAAACUUCCCUGAACAGCAUCUACACACAGCUCUAUAUCACACUGGGAGAGAAUGAAGGAGUUAAUAAAGAACAUGAGGUUUGGCAGAUUGAAUAUACAUCCAGGAGAGAAACAUCGUCAGACACUCCAAUCAACUCUAAUGACAUAUUCAAACCCUUAGCUGGACAAGAGAACGAAGAGAAGAGACCCAUCAAAACUGUGCUGACAAAGGGCAUUGCUGGCAUUGGAAAAACAGUCUCCGUGCAGAAGUUCGUCCUUGACUGGGCCGAAGGAAAAGCCAAUCAGGAUUUGGAUUUCAUCUUUGUGCUCCCUUUCAGAGAGCUGCAUUCAAUCAAAGAUGAUGAAUUAAGUCUUCAUGGACUUAUAAAUGACUUCCACCCUGAACUUACAGAGAUAGAAAACGCAAAGAUAUAUGCUACGAGCAAAGUUCUGUUCAUCUUUGAUGGUCUGGAUGAAAAGCGACAUCCACUAAAAUUCAACACCAAGAGGGUGACUGAUGUUACAAAGACAGGUAACAAUGUAGAUGUAUUGGUGACAAACCUCAUUGAGGAGAAGCUGCUUCCCAAAGCUCUGAUCUGGAUAACCUCUAGACCUGCAGCAGCCAAUCAGAUUCCCCGUAGAUACAUCAACCUGGUGACCGAAGUACGAGGGUUCGAUGAGCGACAGAAAGAGGAGUACUUCAAGAAGAGGGUCAAGAAUGGGGAAGUGGCCAGAAGAAUCAUUGCACACAUUACAACAUCAAGAACCUUCAAAAUCAUGUGCCACAUACCAGUCUUCUGUUGGAUUUCCGCUAAGGUUCUUGAGGAACUGUUGAGAGAAAAUGUGAAUGGAGAAAUCCCUACAACUCUGACUGAGAUGUACACUCACUUUCUGCUCAUUCAAAUACAACUGGCACAAAAGGAUCCUGGGCAUGAGAGAGAUAAACAGAAGAUCUGGGAAUCAAAUAAAGACUUCCUUCUGAAACUGGGAAAGCUAGCGUUUGAACAUCUGGAGAAACGCAAUCUCAUGUUCUAUGAGGAAGACCUGAAUGAAUAUGGCAUUGACAUCAGUGAAGUUGCAGUCUACUCUGCGUUGUGCACAGAAAUCUUUAAAGAAGAGAAGGUGUACAAAAAGAAGGUGUACUGCUUCAUGCAUCUGACCAUUCAGGAGUUUGUUGCUGCCCUCUUUGUUUUCCACUGUUUCACAACCAAGAGCCUCAAGACGUCAUCGAGCCUCAAGUCUUUCCUGAUGGAAGGUUCAGAACCAUAUCUCAAAGCUAUAUUGGAGAAGGAGCCUGUAGACCUUCCCUUGGAUGAGUUGGUGGAGAUUGCCAUGUACAAUUCUGUGUCUAGAGAAAAUGGAGAGAUGGACAUGUUCCUCCGCUUCCUUCUUGGAAUGUCUAUGGAAUCUGUUCAGUGCCUCCUACAAGGCCUGCUGCCAAAGACAGAGAACAGUUCAGAGAUUGUUAAAGAAAUGAAGAUAAUACUUAAGGAGAUGGAUCUAAUUGAUGUCUCCCCUGAGAGGUGCCUCAAUCUCUUCUCUUUGACUGAAGAAGUUAAAGACUAUUCCCUACAUGAAGACAUUCAGAGAUAUCUGUCAGAAAAGGAAGCAGACAGAGAGCUCUCACCCGCUCAUUGCUCAGUACUGGCCUAUGUACUUCUGAUGUCAGAGAAGGUGUUGGAUGAGUUUGUCCUGAAGAAAUAUAAAACCUCCCAAAAGGGGUUUUUCAGACUUCUUCCAGCUGUGAGGAACUGCAGAAAGGCAAUGUAAGAAAGAUCGUCAAAAUUCACACAUUCCAAAUAACAAUGAAUAUACUGAAUUGUUAUUGUUUUCAUUACCCAUUACCUCUUUGACCCGAACUGCAAUAGGCAUGCUGUUGAGAAAUCAGCAUAGUCUGUAUUUGGAUGGCUGUUAGUAUGGAACAUAUGCACUGGUGUAGCUCAGUUUCUCCGGACCCCCAUAAAGUCGGCAUUUGGGACCCCC